GGCAACGUGUAGCAAGAUGGGCUGUGCCAUGUCCGCGGAAGAGCGAGCCGCUCUGGCUCGCAGCAAGCAGAUCGAAAAAAAUCUCAAGGAGGAUGGUAUCCAGGCGGCCAAGGACAUUAAACUCCUGUUGCUUGGAGCGGGCGAGUCUGGCAAGAGUACGAUCGUGAAACAAAUGAAAAUUAUCCACGAGAGCGGCUUCACGCCGGAAGACUUCAAGCAGUACAGACCAGUCGUAUACAGUAACACGAUACAAUCUCUAAUCGCUAUUCUCAGAGCAAUGCCUAAUCUGGGCAUCAGCUUUUCAACCAACGAACGAGAGACGGACGCAAAAAUGGUAUUCGAUGUAAUACAAAGAAUGGAAGAUACGGAACCUUUUAGCGAAGAAUUGCUAGCGGCUAUGAAGAGGCUGUGGUACGACAAUGGAGUGCAGGAGUGCUUUGGUAGGAGCAAUGAGUAUCAGUUGAACGACUCCGCGAAAUAUUUCUUGGAUGACUUGGACCGAUUAGGAACGAGGGAUUACCAGCCAACGGAACAGGAUAUUCUCAGAACUCGAGUAAAAACGACAGGAAUCGUGGAAGUCCAUUUCUCAUUCAAAAACCUCAAUUUCAAAUUAUUUGAUGUAGGUGGUCAGAGGAGUGAGCGUAAGAAAUGGAUACAUUGCUUCGAGGAUGUAACUGCAAUUAUUUUCUGCGUAGCAAUGUCCGAAUACGAUCAAGUCUUGCACGAGGACGAAACGACGAACCGAAUGCAAGAAAGCUUAAAGCUGUUCGACUCGAUUUGCAACAACAAAUGGUUUACCGACACUUCGAUUAUCCUCUUCCUGAACAAGAAGGAUCUCUUUGAGGAAAAAAUCCGCAAGUCUCCUCUCACAAUCUGUUUUCCCGAAUAUGCUGGUGCGCAGGCGUACAGUGAAGCGGCUGCAUACAUCCAGGCACAGUUCGAAGCGAAGAACAAGUCGACCACGAAGGAGAUUUACUGCCACACGACCUGUGCCACCGACACGAACAACAUUCAAUUUGUGUUCGACGCAGUCACAGACGUCAUUAUCGCCAAUAAUCUGCGCGGCUGCGGUCUCUACUAGGCUAAUUCUGUAUUCUACGUUAAGCGCAAACGGAGGAGGAAAAUGUUAUCCACGACAUGGCUGGCCGGACGAUAUUCUUCAAUGGGUUCGUGGCUCGUCUCGGUUCUAUUCCGACGCGAGAGAGAGAGAAGGAGAGCGAGAGAAUGAGAGAGGAAGACCCCUUCGUUAUCAAUGCUAUGCAGAAGCGUAGCAAAACGUUUAGUUUGUCUUGUCUUAUACUAAUGAAUCUGAGAAGCCGACAAUCGUUCGUAAUGUCGUUUAGAAAAACGGCAUGCUCCUUGACGAAGGCAGUGAGAAAGAACGAUCGAUUGUGAGAGAAAUGCGUGCUUUACGAACGAGAUGGUGAGCCAUUGAUGGAUCCUUGGAGAGGAUAGAUGUCGCAGAAAACGAGAUUGAAAGCGACGAUUUCGCGGGUGAUAUCACGAUCUUAGUAUAUAUGCCGAAGAAAGGGAUCUUAGUUAAUCGUACUUGUAUCCGAUUGUCGACGGUGAAAACAGUCGGGUACUGUAUAAAAUUGAGAGGGUCGCGGACCGUUUAAUCGAAGCUGGCCAUUGAGAAUCGUCGAGGCUCGUGCACAUUUUAUACCGCGAUUUUCGGCUUCGUUCUCGUUUCGCUAUAGAAACGCUCGAGCAUUCCAUGACGCUCCACGCGGAGGAAGAGAGGAAGAGUCACGCGUGCGCGCCGCGCAUACCAAUCGAAACCUUUUCCCACAAUUUUCGCACACAGAUUUUACUAAGCGCACUUGAAGUUCAGUUUAUAUAUACACGUUCAUAUAUUCUCUUAUGUCUCUCCUUUACAUCGAGGAACAAAUUCGCACGCGAUCUCUCGAGAGCGUUGACAUGCGUUUUUUCAGAUUUGCAUUUUGAUAAGCGGAGAGCGGUUGAAGGACAACGCGGCAAAUUUUGUAAGAGAGCAAUGUGUCGAUAUCGCGAAGUAUCUCCAAGCUCAGUUGAUUACUUCUCGUAAUAUAAUGGAUAGAUCCUUUUAUUUUUAUUUCAUGUCAUUUCUAUACGUCAUGCAAAUAUUACGCAUGCGGGAUAUUCCUAAGCACAGGAACAUUACAGCUACAAAUGUCGAUCCAUACGCACAUACACGCGCAUAAAUUAUUUUUCACGAUGGAGCAAUUUAUUCCCUUCGUUAACGAUCGUCGACAGAGUGUCAUGUACAGUAUACUUUUAGCGCAUGUACACGAAUUCCAAGUAUAUGUAAGAACGUGUCGACCCUUGAAAUUCUCGCGACUCUGAAAUCAUCCGUUCGUACGGUGAAAUUUUCUGGUAGGAAUAUGAGGGAAUUGAAAAGUUACGCGAUUUCUACGCGGAAUAAUCCGCGUUAUCUUACUCGCGGAUACCGAGGGAAAAAAAUUUUGCGAAAUAACGAGACUUCUUACGAUUAAAAAUGAUUGUCGCUAGUUUACUGACAGUGAAUCCAAGAUUUUCACGUGGACGCUCCGUGCGUUCGAGCAGGAACACACGUACCUGUGUGUACACAAUUUCUGAGACAUCCUGCGCAUACGCGUAUGCUGCGGCGCUGCGAUUCGCGGGAAUCCUAAGAGUGUAUUUUUCUAAGUGCUUCGUUUUUCUUCCUUUCCGUUUUCUUUUUCCUACGGGGGGGCGUACCGACAAUACUGAUAGUUAAGUUCAGUGUACGAAAAGAGAGGGAUGAGCGAGGAAAAGUGCGCACACACGACCUCACAUUUAGGCGCGUGUACUAACAUGUGCGUUUCUGGGACAGGACAAGUAAGAAUCUCGUUGCGCACAAUCGUACUGUACUCGGCGCUAUCUCGCAUAAGUUAUAUUUUAUUACACGAUAAUUGUUGGGGAAGAUACGGCGAGAAAAAAUGAGCCACCGAUGAUGAGCAUCGUUACAUUUCGAUACUCCGAUUGCUUUCUCGUCAGAAAAGAAGAAACUGAAGGGACGAUGGGAAUAGGCAGAGAAGUAACUGCGUAUGGGGCCUACGCAUAAAGAUUGUCAUAAUUGUUUUUGACAGUGUCAUAAGUUAAUGUACAAUGAUCGACACACAUCGAUCAAACGGCAUACAUUGAAAAUAAUUACGAUAAAUCUUUGUGCGUUGUGAUUCUAUUAGAAAUACGGAAAAAAAAAGAUUUAUUAAAAUAACUAAAAGCUUCACUGAUUCAGCAAAUCUACGGUCGCGUAAUAUACA
Atta colombica is the source of this 3242-nucleotide messenger RNA. RefSeq names its product guanine nucleotide-binding protein G(o) subunit alpha (gene Galphao). Gene Ontology annotation, cellular component: heterotrimeric G-protein complex. The coding region runs from base 17 to 1081 and encodes 354 amino acids. Lineage: Eukaryota; Metazoa; Arthropoda; Insecta; Hymenoptera; Formicidae. The transcript is spliced from 8 exons. Gene Ontology annotation, biological process: adenylate cyclase-modulating G protein-coupled receptor signaling pathway. Gene Ontology annotation, molecular function: GTP binding; G protein-coupled receptor binding; GTPase activity. The record is from RefSeq and is a predicted model, not a curated record.